Messenger RNA from Bactrocera tryoni, 2106 nucleotides. RefSeq lists its product as uncharacterized. The record is from RefSeq and is a predicted model, not a curated record. The coding region runs from base 53 to 1870 and encodes 605 amino acids. Gene Ontology annotation, cellular component: P-body; cytosol. Gene Ontology annotation, biological process: neurogenesis. The transcript is spliced from 3 exons. Lineage: Eukaryota; Metazoa; Arthropoda; Insecta; Diptera; Tephritidae. Gene Ontology annotation, molecular function: protein binding.
UCUAAAUAUACAGAAUUGUUGUGUGGCUUAUUUAGUUGAAAAAUCGGAAAAAAUGGAGUUAGAUUGGCAAAAUGGUUUUCAGCAAAUAAAAGAGCGAGGACUUUACUUACUUCAGUCGGAAAAGUGGUCUGAUUGUAAAUUUCUUGUUGGGGCUGCCCCAAACCAACGCAUUCUUUGUGGACACAAACUAAUUUUAGCCAUGUCCUCACCUGUUUUUGAAAGGAUGUUUUAUGGUAACCUUCCGGAUGAGAGUGAUCCUAUUUUAAUACCUGAUGUACAACCCGAUGCCUUUCAAGCUAUGUUAGAGUAUAUAUAUUCAGAUCGCAUCAGCAUAAGCUCCUUUGAUAAGGCGUGUGAGUUGUGUUAUGUUGCAAAGAAGUAUAUGCUGCCUUAUGUAGUAGAGCAAUGCACCCAUUUUCUCUGGGCAGAUUUAAGUCCCAAAAAUGCUUGCCGUGCAUAUGAAUUUGCUAAAUUAUUUGACGAACCACGUUUAAUGCAGAGUAGUAUGAGUAUUAUAGCAGCAAAUACACGCGAUGUGCUAGCUGAUCCCAGUUUUGUUGAUAUAGAAAUCUCAACAUUAAUGGCUAUUCUUGAUCAAGAUCGUUUGAAUAUUACGUCUGAGUUGGAACUUUUUAAUGCUUUAGUGAAAUAUGCUUCUGAGCGCGCACUUUUUGUUGAAAACGAAGUUAUGCCGAUGACGCCAUCCUCAUCGUUAGAUAAGGGAUCAUUGCAACACUCUUUUGAUAUAGACAAUAACACAUCCGAAGUUGUAGAGAUUAAAAUGGAGCCAGACGACUCCAGUCUUGUUCAUAGCCGACAAGAAAACUCUGAUACGUCUCAUUUAGUGGAAGACGUGGUUGUCGUAGAAAAUGAUACUUCCAUUACGUAUGAAGAAAAAAAUGGACAUAAUAAUGUGCCAUCGACAGAAAUAAGCAUGAUUGCGUCAUUUUCUUGUCCAAAUAAUGAAAUUGACGAAGCUCUUAUACGCCAAGCUGUUCAGAAGAUACGUUUUCUUACACUGACACCUCAGCAAUUUGCUGAAGGACCUGCGCGAUCUAAGCUUCUCAAACAGAAUGAAGCUUUAGCAAUUCUUAUUAAAAUUUCAAGUCCAACUAUUAACGACUGUCCCAUGCCCGAAGGUUUCUGCAGCUCGAGAACAAGUCGGGAAUAUUAUGAAUCGCGAAGCCAACGAGAUUUACCAUCAUACCAUCGGCCCACUCCAUCAAAUGGUCCGGCACUAUUUGCUCCAUUUGAAACUUUCGCGGGGAAUACAGCUUCUAUUGUAACAACUACUCCGCAGACAUCUUCAAAUAAUGUGAGUACUUUUCAAGGUGGUAGUGACUCUGAUUUAACUACAAACGACACUCGACGUUCAUACUGUGUUCGUACGCUAAAUCAGCAAUUUGACUACAGAAAUACCAGUGUUACCGAUUGCGGACUAACAUUUCAAGUGGAUAGUAAUAUAUGGAUAACAGGGGUGCAAGUACCAACUCAGGUUCUGUGUGGAGAGCUUAUGAAUUCGGCCGGUUUUUCCGAGAGAUAUACAGAAAUUCUCUACGCACAUAUUCAAGAUAUCCAAGGAUCAAGACUUACGUACACACAUUGUACGUCACGUGUUAGAUAUGAUUCAUUGCUGGAAAUAACGUUUGACCGCCCAGUUUAUGUUUAUCGAAAUUUAAUAUAUAAGGUGUAUGUAGUUUUCAACAAAGUUGGUUGGUAUCCAAUGUACACUUGCGUACCAGAUGUUGUCUGUAACAGGGUAAAAUUUAUGUUCAAUGUAGGCAAUCCAAGUGAAUCAGUUAGAGACGGACUAAUUCGAGCAAUAGUUUUUUCUACACCUCAAGAACAGUCCAGAUGUGUUAUGGAAUAAGUUUUUUCAUUUUACAUAUAUUAAUUUAUAUUAUUUAAUUUUUAUUACUGUUGUUGCAUACAUAUUUACAUUUAAGUAUACAUACAAUAUAUACACCUUUUUAAUUAUCUUAACUUAAAGUAAGGAAUGUAUGACAAACAAGCAAAAUGUAUACAUAUAUGUAUGUCUUCUAUAAAAAUAAAAAAUAGAUGUCACGUUUAGUCCGAGGUAAGCUCAUACGUGUAUUUAUGAAUUAA